This is a messenger RNA of Acanthopagrus latus (yellowfin seabream), 2234 nucleotides long. RefSeq lists its product as uncharacterized. The transcript is spliced from 2 exons. Lineage: Eukaryota; Metazoa; Chordata; Actinopteri; Spariformes; Sparidae. The record is from RefSeq and is a predicted model, not a curated record. Bases 936 to 2096 code for a protein of 386 amino acids.
AACCAUCUCUUUUGUUUCUUCCCCCUCCCUCCACCAGAUGGAGCCAUACCCCCCUCUCUCUCUCUCUCUCUCUCACACACACACACACACCCACACAUCACACAUAGAAAAAACACACAUGUGAUAGUGCUCCUCCAAUCACACCCCAGACAGGAGCAACUCAGCAGGUAUGGCCUCACCUCAACCAAUCACAAACCUGAAUGAGCCUUGGAGGAGGGACACCCCUCCCUCCCCCAAUGCUACAUUUAGGAGCACUGGCCCACCACUUGCUACUACUCCCUCUGAAGAAGCAGCCCUGCUGCGAAACGUUAGGGAAUUAGGCUGAAUUGGACAAAACCUGGCAACCUUUUUAACCAAUUCGGCUUUUAUCCUUUUCUGUAAGCCACCAGGCUACAGUAGAUUGUUUUUUAAUAGAUUGUUUUUAACAAUAAAGUUUAAAUUUUAAUCGUAGAAUGUCUUUGUGAGAGCCAAACCACCUCGGGCCUGCUAGCUAACACCACCAUAGCCUGAAAAAUACUCGCUUGGACAGACCAAAUUGAAGAAAACGGACAAUUACUUUCUGGUUUUUUGAGCUGAACACUGCAGACUACAUUAACCCACCACAUUGGAAGUAUUCCACCUUCAUCCAUCCAGGUCGAGGAUCCAGGCAACAGGCCUCAACAGCACCAGCCAAGGCCCAGGAUUGCGGCCUGCAGAGCCACCAGGCUUUCUGCAGCAGGUCGCAGGCGGUCCAGUUCAGCCAAGCAGCGAGUGAUGGGACCAGACCACACAACACCCCCACACAUAGGACACCCCACACCCCCUUCCUCCCCCACCCCCACCCCCCCAGUGAGCAGACCAGGCAGCUAGCUAAAGGCUAUUUUAAGCUAAUUCAAGCUAUACAUCAUAACAACAUCAUUGAUGCAGCCAUAGCUACUUCUACACCGCCUAAAGGCAUGACAAAACAUGUUGCCAAGCUCACAGCCUUCAUUAAACCCUCUUCCCCCACAGAUGCGGUCAGGCAGGCCAUAUCUGCUAACACAGAGUCCUGGCUAAAGAACACCCUCAAGAUAAUGGAGGAGCACUAUCUUAACAUAACCAUGUCCCUCAGUGCCCUACCCUAUGAUGAUGUGGCUUUCCCCAUAGCAGUUAAUUGGGCUAAAAAACGCUUUAAAGCCAGGCUGCACCACACUGCUGUGGGGGAGGCCGAAGCCCUUUUGCGGUGUGCAUCAGAAAACUCUGAUGAUUCUUAUAUAUCUGACUCCGCAUCAGCCACCACCUCCCCGAGAUCCCUGGUGGAGGACAGCCCCCCGGGAUUGAGCCUGGGGAGCAGACAGGAGCCACUACCUGCAGUUGCAGUACAACAGGUGGCUGCCUCUGCUCCCCAGGCUGGAUCCCCUCUUUCCCCUCCUAAUUCGGUUUCCCUCUCAAAAUCUCAUCCUACCCAACCCUCCUCUUCCUUUCCCUCCCCCACUGGCAGACGGAGCCCAAAACGGACAGACCAAAAACGGUCUCAAAGUCCACCAUCACCAUCAUCAGAUGGAAGCUCCGUCGAGCCAAACUACAUACACCCCCCACAGUCAUUCCAAUCUGCCAGGACAGAUGAUGGCUGCUCCACCUCUGCAGCCUCUAACCUCCAUCUUUCUUCCGCAGGGUGUGUGGCGGGACCGGGGAAUGCUUUGAAACCUCCAUCGGAGCAAACACUGGGCUCAAAGACACUACAGCAGGUGGCUGGGGAUAAAAUGAUGAGAUUGAGGCAUGUCAAGCAUAACAAUGCUAACCUCUUGGUAAACACCACCUCCUCUGACCCCACCACUAAAAGCAUUUCUGUUGAGCCCAUGCCCCAGGCCUCCCCGGCCUCCCCACUCACCCACGGCGAGCUACAGGCUGUGGAGGUGGGGCUAGAAAAGCUAAUUACUCAUGCUAAAUUAGCAUCCCACCCCACCAACCGCGGUUCCGGAAAGGGGUACCCAUGGACCAACUGGCACCCCAGGGGCACCAAAAUUAACCAAUUUUCAAAAGCCCCAAUUCCACAGGUGAGCAGACCGGUGCACCAUGGAUGGGGGACAAACACGGAUGACGGGAGAGGUUGCAACAUAGAAAAACAGAGAUAUUAGGUGCCCUCAGCCACCGCCCGAGCCUGAAACAAAAAGAAAAAAAGCUGUUUGUGACCAUCUUAAUGCCUUUUCAGAGAUGCAAUAAAAUCUUAAAAAUACAACGAUGUAUGAUUGUGUACUUGCCUCUAUUGCCACGCA